ACAGCUCCAGGCACGCAGUUCUGUGCUGUUUAGCAACCUGCUUUCCCGUUACUUAUACCCAUCUACGGAAUCCGAGUCUAAACCAAUUACACAUUUAAAUAAGCGCUACAAAAGAUAAAGCUAAACUUUGAGUGGCUCAACUUUUACGUGGUGUGAACAAAAGAAGCAUUUUCAUCAAAGUUUAGCUUAUUAUUUAACAGUUAGUUCCAUCUGAAAAUUAGACGUAUUGUCUUUAAUUGAUUCUCCAGUCCCAUUAUUUCACUCUCCUGCAGUCCAGAAGCUCCAUCUUCUCAAAAUUGCUUGAUUUCAAACAAUGUCGAAAAUAGCAGGGUUUUUUGUGUGCCUUUUGGUUAUUUCUUUAGACAUUGCAGCAGGACUUUGCGGUAUUGAAGCGGAAAUUGCUCAAAAUAAGGUGAAACACUUGAAGAUGUGGAUAUUUGAGUGUAGGAGUCCCAGUGAACAAGCCUUCAAACUAGGAUUAGCUGCAGCAGGGCUAAUGGCACUUGCCCAUGUUAUAUCCAACUUGCUCGGUGGUUGCAUGUGUAUUUGCAACCAAGAAGAUCUCCAAAAAUCUUCCUCCAAUCGCCAACUAACUAUAGCAUGCCUCAUCUUCUCCUGGCUUAUAUUUGUAGUUGGAUUGUCGAUGCUGGUAAUUGGGACGCUGGCGAAUCAGAAAUCGAGAGCAUCAUGUGGCUUCACUCACCAUCACAUGCUAUCAAUUGGUGGCAUACUGUGUUUCGUUCAUGGAUUAUUUUCAAUUGCUUACUACGUUUCUGUCGCUUCGGGUGGGAAUUGAGUAGAAAAAGUACUACCUUGCGUUCUAUCUUUCAAUGUUAUCAAUUGUUUUCAAUAGACAAUAGUGUCCAAACGGAUAAUAUCAUAAUCUGAUUAUUAUGUAGCACGUGAUAAGUUUUCUACAUGGCGUAGUUUUUAAA
Molecule: messenger RNA, 935 nt
Organism: Beta vulgaris subsp. vulgaris (sugar beet)
Lineage: Eukaryota; Viridiplantae; Streptophyta; Magnoliopsida; Caryophyllales; Amaranthaceae
Exons: 3
Coding region: 314-796 (160 amino acids)
Source: RefSeq, a predicted model, not a curated record